AUGUGUCAUCCCAUUGAAUCAUAUUCUUCAGGGCUAGGAACAAAAAUGUACCCAGAAACCAACUUCCCCAGACCUAUUGGUAGGACCAAUUACCUUCAGGCCGUCUUCAAAAGAGUCGGUAAUUUAUUCCCGCUGGUAAAACAUCCUAUCCUGGGAUCACAGUAG
This is a messenger RNA of Pochonia chlamydosporia 170, 165 nucleotides long. RefSeq lists its product as hypothetical. Lineage: Eukaryota; Fungi; Ascomycota; Sordariomycetes; Hypocreales; Clavicipitaceae. The transcript has a single exon. Bases 1 to 165 code for a protein of 54 amino acids. The record is from RefSeq and is a predicted model, not a curated record.